UGUAGGUACGAAGCAUUCAGAGUACUUCAAAAGUCGUCCAGAAUAUUCAGAAGAAUGGUCAAAUAUGCAGGAGGAAGAACAGAAUAAAAUACAAAGAUUGAAAGCAAAACUCCCUGACGACAAGGGAUGUUUUUGGUUCAUUGGCCAUUAUGGUGCUGGCAAGUCAAGCACCAUUAGUUCAUUUCAAAGUUUAAGAGAUGGUGGGAUUUCAACCAUCGCUAUUCCUGGAGGAGCAGAAGAAACAUUAACGAAAGAGGUGUCCAGUACUGAUAUGCUUGGCGGGAACGUAAAGCUGUUUGACUUCCCUGGUUUUCAGAAGAAAGGAACGAUUGAUGAAUCCAUCGCCAUGCGUAAGCUUAUUGAGGACAAAAUAAAAAGCAAGUCAGAG
Mizuhopecten yessoensis (Yesso scallop) is the source of this 388-nucleotide messenger RNA. RefSeq lists its product as uncharacterized. The transcript has 3 exons. The annotation marks the transcript as partial. The record is from RefSeq and is a predicted model, not a curated record. Lineage: Eukaryota; Metazoa; Mollusca; Bivalvia; Pectinida; Pectinidae.